This is a messenger RNA of Schistocerca piceifrons (Central American locust), 859 nucleotides long. RefSeq lists its product as uncharacterized. Lineage: Eukaryota; Metazoa; Arthropoda; Insecta; Orthoptera; Acrididae. The transcript has 4 exons. The coding region runs from base 480 to 806 and encodes 108 amino acids. The record is from RefSeq and is a predicted model, not a curated record.
GCGUAACUUGCGGAGAAGAUGUUUUGAAAUAGUCGUACAUUUGUGUCACUUGUAGAGCGCGAAGAUAUAGGUGUGUUACGUAUAAAGCGGUUAUGUUAUUACGAGCAUUAGUAGGUGUUAUUAUCCCCCCAUAUCAUAGCAAUGGCGUGUGUUGUUAGGUUUCUGUGUGUGUUAUAUGUAUAACCUUAACUGGUUUUAUGUUGGGUUGUAUAUAUUGCUGAGUUUUUAAUAAUUUAUGCUUAUAUUAAUAUAAAAUGUGCCGGUAGACAUCGUAUCUCUGCCCAACUUUCGUAAAUGCCUUUUUAAUAUUUUAUGUUAUUUUCGUAACCUUAAAUGUCACGUUGCAUAUGAUUUGUUUAUGUCAUGUAUUAUUGUUUGUAACGAAAGUCAUUUCAGGAUUUCGGUACGUUUGUUGUUGUGUAUGUAUGAGUGAAUGGUUAUGUUGCUUCUGAGUGAAUGGUUAUACCAUUAGGCUAGCGAUGACAGAGCAGGUACUAAAAAUAAUAAGCAAGCCGAACGUCAGGUGUAAUGUCAGCUGUUCUUCUAAGACACAAUUAAGCUGGAGUUACUGUGCAUUACGAGAAAACGAGGAAUACACUGCAGUGGUCCCUGCAAUUCAUCUGCCUGCAGAAAUAUGCUGCUCCAAAAUAUUGUCUGGUUUUCUUUCUGAACGCCAACAGCCGAAAGAAAUGGGGGACUCCGUUUUACAAGUGUCCGACUGCUCCACAUGGCCAGCAGCAGGGCAGUUGCAGCUCAAAGAGAGAUCAACUGUACAAAUGCCGCCGAUCUUCAGCGAGGCUUCCUAAUGCUGUUCGGUGAGUGUCCUAAUAUUAUUACUGUUUGUAAAACGAUUAUCAGC